AUGGCCGGAUCAUCCUCCCGGACCCCGCCAAUCGACGAGGAGACACCCUUGUUCCAUGACCAUGACCCGGCGGGAUCUGAGUCCCGAGAAGACCAGCCUAUCCUACAGGCCCCGAGCGAGGAGACUUGGACCAUUCCCCGCGGCUUCUUUUGGAUCCAGCUCGCCCUCAUGAGCAAUGUCUUUCUCCAGGCCUUUGAUAGCACUAUCACUGCUGCCACUUACGCCGUCAUCAGCUCCGAAUUUGGCUCUGCCAACACGGCCUCAUGGCUCACGACUUCGUACCUAGUCACCAGCACCGCUGUCCAGCCGUUGUAUGGCCGUGUCUCGGAUAUUUUUGGCCGCAGACUGUGCUUCUUCAUCGCUACUAUCACUUUUGGUCUGGGAUGCCUCGGCUGCGGGUUGGCACGCGAUGUGGUAACCUUGAACUGUAUGCGAGCACUGACUGGGUUUGGGGGUGCCGGAUUGAUGACUAUGGCAACCAUUGUUAAUUCUGAUAUGAUCCCCUUCCGUAGACGGGGCAUGUACCAGGCCAUGCAGAACGGAAUCUGGGGUUUGGGUGGAAUCUCUGGCGCCUCUUUAGGCGGUGCCAUCGCUGACAAGAUAGGCUGGCGCUGGUGUUUCCUCCUCCAAGUCCCAGUCUCUAUUUUUGCCCUUUUUGUGGGAGCUGUUGCCGUCAAGAACCAGGCUGGUAACUUGUUCGAAGACGGGAUCAAGGCUGUUUGGAAGAGGGUCGACUUCACAGGUGCAUUAUUCCUUGUGCUUGCCAUCUCUGUCCAGCUUCUCGGGCUGAGCCUUGGUGGUAACGAGCUCCCCUGGACUAGUCCAUGGGUCAUCGCGCUCUUGAUCAGCAGUGUUGCCUUGUUUGCCAUCUUCUUCUUCAUCGAGGGUCGCACAACUGCUAUUCCCAUUAUCCCUCUACGGAUGCUCAAAGGCCGGUUGCCUGUGGCUACCCAGAUUGCCAACAUCUGUGCAGGGUUGUCCGCAUACGGGGUUAUUUUGAUGGAAUCCGCCACAAAGGCAGGCGCCCGCCUAGCCCUCCCUUCGCUAGCUACCCCUAUCGGUUCCAUCAUUGCCGGAAUCGUCAUGUCGCGCUGGGGCAAGCUCAUCCCACUUGUGCGGACUGGAGCCAGCAUUAUCUGCUUUGGGAGUGCCGUGUUGCUUUCGCUCUCCUUUCAGGAUGCCUCGUGGAAGUACAUAGCUUUCAUCAUCCCUACCAACCUAGGAGUUGGCGUCAUUUACCCGUCCAUUCUCUUCACAACUCUCGCCUCCUUUGAUCAUGCUGGUAAGACCAUGGACAAAAUCACAACCUUACAGCUUAGCGAAUCUGGAACUAAUCCGAAGCUCAUAGACCACGCCGUCUCCGCCUCAACAGUCUACCUCAUCAGAUCCCUGGGAGCUGUCUGGGGCGUUUCUAUAACUUCUGCCAUUGUGCAAACUACGCUCAGCGUCCGCUUGCCGGAUGCUCUGAGCGGGAUCUCUGAUAAAUGGAGAGUUAUCGACGAUAUUCGCCACUCUGUUGAGGCGCUCAAGACCUUACCCCCGGAUGUCCAACUCAAAGCGCGCCUAGUCUAUUUCGACGGCAUACACUAUGCUUUCGCGUCUGUGGUCGUCGCCGGCGCCAUUGCUGUCAUCGCCGCAUUUAUUGCCAGCCCGAAGCAAAUGCGGAGCACUCACUAA
This is a messenger RNA of Clonostachys byssicola, 1677 nucleotides long. Lineage: Eukaryota; Fungi; Ascomycota; Sordariomycetes; Hypocreales; Bionectriaceae. The record is from the annotation of a GenBank genome assembly.